Aphanomyces invadans is the source of this 959-nucleotide messenger RNA. RefSeq lists its product as hypothetical. The coding region runs from base 1 to 903 and encodes 300 amino acids. NCBI's taxonomy places the organism in Eukaryota, Oomycota, Saprolegniomycetes, Saprolegniales, Verrucalvaceae. The transcript has a single exon. The record is from RefSeq and is a predicted model, not a curated record.
AUGAUCGAACGACCAAUCGGAUUCGAGCGUUCCGCCGCCGGGCCGCUCGCACGUGGCAUUCCGCUCCAGACCCACGACGUGAACGAACACAUGCACUUUUACCACGCCGUCGUGCUGCUGGCCACAGCGACAGGUGCCACCGCUCCCGACAGCGCUGUAUGCGAAGCGCUGACGGAAGCGCUUUCGCUGCCGUCGAAACCAUGGACAAUACACAACGCGGAGAAUCUACCGAAACAGACAUGCAUGUCACCACGACAGUCGGUGGCGAGCGGCACCACAAAGGAGAGCGAGGGUGACGCAUCGAUCUUUGGCGACAAGGGCAUGGCACAUGCGAUGACGCGUGUGGGCGAGCUCGAGGCAGAAUUAAUCUACCUUCACGAGGACUUGGCUGCGGUGUUGGCGGAAAUGGACGGCUUGAAGUCCAUGUUGCAAGCCAAAGUGAAGGCGCUCGCCGCAGAGAACAUGGAAUUGAAGCUGCAAGUGAUGGAGUUGCAGGUGCAGCAUGAAAUUGACCAAGACCGCAUCGCAUCGCUGGAAACCAAACGCACAGCCGCCAUGAAGGCCGGGCACUCGGACUCGACCACCGACUGGCAAUCCACCAUCUGGGACUAUUACGACAUUGCUUUACACAAGUCGAAAGGAGCUGUCGAGGCAGUCCAGGCCCAGUCCAAGGAGUUCUACGAGUCGCAUGUGGUCCCCUCCGGCACUCAAGUGGCCCACCAAGCAUCUGUGUGGACCAAGGCUGCAGAGAGUGUGUACACGGAGCAUGCCGCCCAGCGCGUGGGUUCCGUACUCGACCACGUGAAAACGACAGUGGAAGAGCAAUACGCAGCGCACGCCCCGUCAGUCAAGGACGCGUUUUCAAAAGUCAUUGCCAAAGUUGGCGAGGUCUUUGACCCAUAAGCCAUCACAAUGUCAUGUCCUUCCCUGAAAGGAUCGAGAUGGAGACUGUCCUCCUG